Molecule: messenger RNA, 1076 nt
Organism: Lathyrus oleraceus (garden pea)
Lineage: Eukaryota; Viridiplantae; Streptophyta; Magnoliopsida; Fabales; Fabaceae
Exons: 4
Coding region: 184-813 (209 amino acids)
Biological process (GO): protein insertion into mitochondrial inner membrane
Cellular component (GO): TIM22 mitochondrial import inner membrane insertion complex
Molecular function (GO): transmembrane protein transporter activity
Source: RefSeq, a predicted model, not a curated record
UUGCUGCUAAUAAGCCUAGGGGUUAAUCGCAGCAAGGAGCCACCUUUGCAAUCUUCACCAAUUCUCUCACUCUUCACUGAAAAAAUCCAAUUGCACCAUAAACUCAUCAUCGAAGAAAAUCACAACAACUACACAGUUCUAGAUUCAAUCGAUUUCUGGAAGAUUCGAGUGAGGAAGAAGCACAUGGGUUCUUCGGAGAAUCAAAAAUCCCCAAAUGAAAGACUUAACAACAAACUUGUUCCUUAUUCUUCACCCUCUUCUUCUAAUGAUGGAUGGAAGAAUCGAAUCCUUAUUCCAACCCUCCUUGCAGGGGUUGCUGGUGCUGGAACUGGAUUGAUAUCAAAGCAUCGAAAAAGUCUUGGUCUUGCUAACGUUUCUGCCAGCUAUGCCACUAAUUUUGCCAUCAUCACCGGUUGCUAUUGCGGGGCACGUGAAUUUGUGACUGCAACUAGGAAAACUGGACCUGAAGAUCUAUGGAGCUCUGGGAUAGCGGGAUUUGGAUCUGGUGCUCUUCUAGGUCGUUUCUAUGGUGGUCAAUUUGGAGCAAUUCGUUAUUCCGUCAUUUUUGCUGUUGUGGGGACAACAGCAGAUUACAGUAUUCUGAAAUUAAAAGAUGUUUGGCGAGAUUACAGAAAAGCAAUAUAUCAAAAUAUUGAGAAUGUAAAGAAGAAUGAAAAUUGGUUAACAUUGCCAGAAUGGUUUCCAAUUAAAAUACUCGAUGAAGAAGCACUUGCUGCGAAACGAGCGCAGGAAGAACAGUUCCUUGCACAGAGGGAAAGGAUUCGUAGCCUAAGGGUUGAUGAAGAUUCUUGAGAAUAUUGGAAUGAAGAAGCUUCCCAUACCCUUAAAUAUUUUGUAUACCCAAAUUGCUUAUUUUUAUAGUUUGUAAUAAUAUACUUAAGCUGAGAUUAAGCAAUAACUUCAGCAAAGAUUUUGGAAGAGUUAGAGUUUUAAGAUUUACAUCUUCACUUAGACUAAUGAUUUUUUCCCUUCCUUUUGUAGACAUUGUCCAAUAUAUUUUGUUUGAUAGAUUUUACAGUAGGAAGAAACUAUAUAAUCUAAGUCUAUUUUCUUUC